AGAGUCCAAUCACGACACCGAGGGGCGGGGCCAAGGCUAGGCAAUACACUCUAGGCCCCAAACCAUGCUUUCUUGAUCUUCUUCGGCCGCCGUCGCCUUUCCCGGAAGCGUCUCCAUGGCAACCGCGGCCUAGUCGGAUCCGGAGAAGCCUGCGAUGGAGAAAUACGAGCGGAUUCGGGUGGUCGGGAGGGGGGCCUUCGGGAUCGUCCACCUCUGCCUCCGCAAGAUGGACCAGAAGCUGGUGAUCCUGAAGCAGAUCCCGGUGGACCAGAUGACCAAGGACGAGCGCUUGGCCGCCCAGAACGAGUGCCAGGUCCUGAAGCUGCUCCACCACCCCCACGUCAUCGAAUACUACGAGAACUUCCUGGAGGACAAGGCCCUCAUGAUCGCCAUGGAGUACGCCCCCGGCGGCACCUUGGCGGAGUUCAUCCACAAGCGCGGGAGUUCCCUCCUGGAUGAGGAGACCAUCCUGCACUUCUUUGUGCAGAUCGUGCUGGCCCUGCACCACGUCCACAGCAAGCAGAUCCUCCACCGGGACCUCAAGACCCAGAACAUCCUGCUGGACAAGCACCACAUGAUGGUCAAGAUCGGGGACUUUGGCAUCUCCAAGAUCCUCAGCAGCAAGAGCAAGGCUUACACCGUGGUGGGCACCCCCUGCUACAUUUCCCCCGAACUCUGCGAAGGCAAGCCCUACAACCAGAAGAGCGACAUUUGGGCCCUGGGGUGCGUCCUCUACGAGCUCGCCAGCCUGAAGAGGGCCUUUGAAGCCGCGAACCUGCCUGCCUUGGUGCUGAAGAUCAUGAGUGGGACCUUUGCGCCCAUCUCGGACCGCUACAGCCCCGACUUGCGGCAGCUCAUCCUGGCCCUCCUCCACCUGGACCCCUCCAAGCGGCCCCAGCUGGGAGAGAUCAUGGCCCAGGCCCUCUGCGUCCGGCCCCUCCUCGACCUCUAUACCGACGUGGGCAGCGUCCGCAUGCGCAGACCCGAGAAACCUCUGGCCGCGGUUCCGGCAGUGGCCCACGGCAGGGCAGGAGGGGGCAUCGCUCGGGCCAGAGGAUCCCGCCUGGGCUCGGCCCGCCCGGGCCUCCCUCCGGCCCCGUCCUCCAUCUACACGUGGGGCUCCGGCCUGAGUGCCCCCCUGCGGCUGCCCAUGAUGAACACGGAGGUGGUGCAGGUCUCCACGGGGCGGACCCAGAAGGCGGGCGUCACCAAGUCCGGGCGGCUCAUCAUGUGGGAGCCUCCCCCGGUGGGCUUAGCAGGGGGCCCCUCCCUCCCAGGGGCCACCGAAGAAUUUCAGCCCCAGUUUGUGUGCCGCUUUCUGGAGGGUCAGUCGGGAGUGACCAUCAAGCACGUGGCCUGCGGGGACCUCUUCACCACCUGCCUCACAGACAGAGGGAUCGUCUUGACUUUUGGCAGCGGGAGCAGCGGCUGCUUGGGCCACGAGACCUUGACGGACGUCAGCCAGCCCAAGAUCGUGGAGGCCCUGCUGGGCUACGAGAUCACGCAGGUGGCGAGCGGCGCUUCGCAUGUCCUGGCCGUCUCCACCGAAGGGGAAGUCUUCUCCUGGGGCCGAGGGGACAAUGGCCGCCUCGGUUUGGGCACCCAGGACUCGCACAGCUCCCCGCAACAGGUGACCAUCCCUGCCGACCACGAGCCCCAGAGGGUCCUCUGCGGCAUCGACGCCUCCAUGAUCCUGACCGCCAAGAACCAGAUCCUGGCUUGCGGGAGCAACAGGUAUAACAAGCUGGGCCUGGACCGCAUUGGGGCGUCCCAAGGGGAGUCCCACCCCACGGAUUUGGUGGAGGAGGCCCUGCUCUUCAGCCCCGCUCGCUCGGCCCCCUUGAACGAAGAGGCCAUCAUCUGGGCGGACAUUGGGACGUCCCACUCGGCCGUGGUCACCGCCUUAGGCCAGUGCUUCACGGUGGGCAGCAACCAGCACGGCCAGCUGGGCCCCAUCCCCUCCCGCUCCAGCCGGUCACCCUACCUGGUGGAGGGCCUCCAAGCGGUCAAGGUGGCCAUGGUGGGCUGCGGGGACGCCUUCACCGUCGUGGUGGGAGCAGAUGGCGAGGUGUACACUUGGGGCAAAAGUGCCCGGGGCCGCCUGGGCCGGAAGGAGGAGGACACCCGCCGCCCGGGCCCCGUCCACCUGGGAGAGGCCCACCCCAUCCAAGUGGCCUCCGUCUCCUGCUGCCACGGAAGCACCUUGCUGGCCGUCAAACCCGUGACGGAGGAGCCCAACCCGCCAUGAUGGGGCACCAAGCAAGAGACCUUCCUCCGGGCAAGGGGUCACCCAGGUGAGGAUGGGGGGACCACGCCAACGAUGCACCCUCUUCAUCCCGUCCUCGAUGCCUGCUGAGGAAUCUGCUCCUCCUCCCGCAGCGUGACAGAGACAGAGACAAGUUUAUUUUUGUGGCCUGACUCAGAUUUGGGGACAUCAUCAUCAUCAUCAUUGCCAUCAUCACCACCAUCCGCGUGUUUGGAACCCGCCUCCUCCCUCCGUGACUCAGUGCCAACCCUUUCCAAGCCUCUUCCCUUCCUUAGCUUCACAAAGGCAUCGCUCUCUCUCGGGGAUUUAUUUUGGGGGGCGGAGACCACCUUUGACCUUCCCUCCCAGGGAUCCGUUCAGAAAGCUUGCCCUGAAUUUUCCUUCCAAGGGUUGAGUCCCUGUGUUACCGGAUUGGGAAAACGGAGGAGGGAAAGGACACUAGACAUAGACAUAUUUUUUCCGUCUCAGGAGCAACUUGAGAAACUGCAAGUUGCUUCUGGUGUGAGAGAAUUGGCCGUCUGCAAGGAUGUUGCCCAGGGGACGUUGCCCAGAUGUUUUGAUGUUUUGCCUCCCCUUUGCAUGGGGAGCUGGAGCUGACAGAGGGAGCUUAUCUACACUCUCCCCAGAUUCAAACCUCCAACCUGUCGGUCUUCAGUCCUGCUGGGGCUCUAUAUUUACAUAUAUAUCUACAUAUAUACAUAUAUAUCUACAUAUAUACACACACACAUAUAGAUGUACAUAUAUAUCUACAUAUACAUAUAU
Molecule: messenger RNA, 3028 nt
Organism: Anolis sagrei ordinatus
Lineage: Eukaryota; Metazoa; Chordata; Lepidosauria; Squamata; Anolidae
Source: RefSeq, a predicted model, not a curated record